CUCAACUCCGACAGGGAAAGUGGCUCAAAUGCGCAUUCUGCCACAGUGGAUGUGAACCAACCCAGGCGAAGAGCGCGUGAAGUACUGGUUGGAGAACAUUUUAUAUCCCUUUUGGAUUAAUUUUGAUCUUGAAUCAUUUGGAGUUAGAAUAUUAAAUUGUGUUAUCCAGUUAUCCUGUGCGCACUCGUUCCUGUGCGCUGCUAUCUUGAAAUAGACUUUUUUCUCUGUUGUUGGCGAACUUUACAACCAGGUGAAUGUAUAGCAUGAUGAUGGAAACUGACCUCCAUUCCCCCGGUCCCCAAACGAACACAAACACGGGGCAAACGGGGCCGAACAGUGGGUCCAAAGCGAACCAGGAGCGGGUGAAGAGACCGAUGAACGCGUUCAUGGUUUGGUCCCGGGGCCAGCGGAGGAAGAUGGCACAGGAGAACCCAAAAAUGCACAACUCUGAGAUCAGCAAGCGGCUGGGCGCAGAGUGGAAAGUGAUGUCCGAGGCUGAGAAGAGACCUUUCAUCGACGAGGCGAAACGGUUGCGAGCCAUGCACAUGAAGGAGCAUCCGGAUUACAAGUACCGGCCAAGACGGAAGACCAAGACGCUGCUGAAAAAGGACAAAUAUUCCCUCGCUGGUGGACUGCUUUCUGGGCCAGGCGGUGGAGUUGGAAUGGGAGUUGGAAUGGGAGUCGGGAUGGGUUCAUCCGGGGUCGGGCAGAGGUUAGAGAGCCCCGGGGGUCACGGAGGCUCCGCCGGCUCCGGCUACGCGCACAUGAACGGCUGGGCGAACGGUGCGUACUCGGGGCAGGUGGCAGCAGCCGCGGCGGCCGCAGCGAUGAUGCAGGAGGCGCAGCUCGCCUACAGCCAGCACCCUGGCAGCGGGGUGCACCACCACCACUCACACCACCACCACUCACACAACCCGCAGCCCAUGCACCGCUACGACAUGACGGCCCUGCAGUACAGCCCCAUCUCGAACUCUCAGAGCUACAUGAACGCUUCUCCAUCCGGCUACGGCGGGAUCAGCUACUCACAGCACCAGGGCUCCGGCGUCUCCUCCUCGGCUGCCAUGGGGACGUUAGGGUCGCUUGUGAAGUCGGAGCCGAGUAUUUCUCCGUUGUUGGAAUAGCAUCUACACUGGGACAUUUUGACAAGAGCAAACUGUCCAUCAUGGCUAUCACCAGUGGACAUGGAUCACUGUGGGCCUGUGAUUAACAGAUAGCGCCUUGUCUCCUCUGCUGGCAGCCCAUCAUUACGUGGAGCACUAGAAGAUAGGUGCUGUGGGAGAAAAGACCUUUAGGAAAAUGUCAGCGACAGUCAGAGCCCCAAAUUUCCUCCAUUCACUCUUUCCCAUGUGAUGCUACCUACUAUAAACCCCUUAAUUACACACAUCCCUUUCUCCUAUUGCCCCGUGUUUUAUAGCUAAGUGCAGUGUUGGAUUUCAGAGCAUGUGGUGAGUUUAUUUUAUCUUAUUUGAAAGACGAGCUGUAAAAAAGAAAAAAAUAGAUAUUCAGAAACACCAGCCCAUUUUUGCAACCAAAAGAAAAAGAAAACCCAGUUCCCCUUUCCCUUUCACUGGAGCCAGCUUCAGUGUCUUAAUACUCUUAGUCCCUCAGUUGGCAAGAAGCCGCUGCAUUUUCAGAUUUGUAAAAUCCGUCAAAAUGCCUGUAAUGAAUAUUUCUACAGCCUUGAGUGUAUUUAAUGUGUGACCGGCCCGAAUAACAAACAUACUGAUCUGGAACAAGGGGAACAGAGAAGCUCCGUCAGUGGGAAACAGGUCAUUCUCAUUUAACUUCUUUUCUGUAGAGAAGCAGAAUAUAAUCAUUUAUUAUUCUCAUUUCAUCCUAGGUGUCGAUUAACAUAUUUCUAGUGCAUGAAGCUUUAUGUUAUGUAUAUUUAUGUUUUAAAUUUGAAAAAAAUAAUAUUAUUACAUUUUUCUUCCUGGAUUAUCAUAUUGUGAGACAGGUCUUUGUUAUGCGCUAACAUUGUACACUUUGUUGUCUAGGCUUUUGCUGAAAAAACAUAUUAAAUAAA
Messenger RNA from Trematomus bernacchii (emerald rockcod), 2026 nucleotides. RefSeq names its product SRY-box transcription factor 1a (gene sox1a). Gene Ontology annotation, biological process: cell differentiation; regulation of DNA-templated transcription; anatomical structure morphogenesis. The coding region runs from base 255 to 1121 and encodes 288 amino acids. The transcript is spliced from 3 exons. Lineage: Eukaryota; Metazoa; Chordata; Actinopteri; Perciformes; Nototheniidae. The record is from RefSeq and is a predicted model, not a curated record. Gene Ontology annotation, molecular function: RNA polymerase II cis-regulatory region sequence-specific DNA binding; DNA-binding transcription factor activity, RNA polymerase II-specific.